Molecule: messenger RNA, 1635 nt
Organism: Drepanopeziza brunnea f. sp. 'multigermtubi' MB_m1
Lineage: Eukaryota; Fungi; Ascomycota; Leotiomycetes; Helotiales; Drepanopezizaceae
Source: RefSeq, a predicted model, not a curated record
AUGGCUUCGUUCCCCAAUGACAACGAUAAAGCUCCAGGUCGUGACGAGAAACCAGUACCAAAACCUGACAACCCGUUCGUCCAAUUCCGACAGUUCGCAGACGCGCAGGUCAGCUCACUCCUCCAAGGCAUCAUUGGCCUCCCUUCAGCCCUGUCGAGACGACCAGCUGGCGAUGCUCGGUGGAAUGAUACCGACAGUGAUCUCCGAAGGCGAGACGAUCUGCAGGCAAGAAGAAAGGAGUUGAGAGAGUCGGAGCCCAGGAACUUGAACGGCCAAACGGAAACAGCUACAACUUCGGGCACGUCGCCAACUUGCUAUAUAUUUCCUGGCUGUCAGCCUUCAAGCAAUAAUACUGAUGAACUGUUGGGGCUCGAAACCAUAACUAAGGAUGUACCGUUAUAUUCUCCGGUCACGAAGUCGUUGUUCGCCGCCCACUUACGACGCUAUAACGAAUGGGACCACGAAGCAGACUGGAAAAUACCUGGAGACAAUCUAUCGCCGCUCGAUAUGUUACCCACUGCUCUGAGGGCUGGUAAUUUGUUCUUGAGCACUGGCUAUAAUACCACACAAAGGACACAGAUGGUGGCGUAUGAAGCAUUGAACUGCAGCUCAAGAUUCCGCUCGGAGUACUCAUUGCUGCCAUAUCUCCUAUUCUCUUCUUACUCACCACUUAGGCUUGAAAAUUCUCUGUCAAAUCCGCUCAGCAUCGAUACUUUCCCGUACAAGGCAGCCUUCGAGGAUUUACUUCAAACCAACCUAGCUGUUGAAGAUCGAGAGGGAUUGCUAGGUGGCGGAAACUAUCACCGCAAUGCCGAUCAGGGUGAGCAUGCGAUCGAUGAUGUUCAAAAGCAGCUCAUGCUCUUGGAAGAGCAGAAAUUGGAACGGAUGACUGCCAAGCGGGAAGCCCAUGGGAUAUCGGCCCAGAAGACGGACGGUAGAACAGAUUACCAGGGACAAUGGAAGCAGGUCUUGGAAGAGGACGAGGGGAAUUUGUUCUUCAUGAAUGAUGGUCUAGGGAAAGUAGUGAGCGACUUCUUGUGGAUGAUAAAGAUGCAACACAUCGGACUUCUCCAACCUCGAGAAUACCCAGCCUCGAUAUCUUCCAAGAGCGCACAAACCGAGCAAGAGAUGUACGGCCAUUUUCUUCGGCUCUCAUCGUCGACCCCCAAGACGAUCGAUGAGUGGGUCAAGGCCGGCGACAAGAUACUGUCCCCACUUGAGAAGAGUGAAACCGCCUCCGAUGCCCGAAAGGAUAACAAGGGGUCCAUUGGGAUCAUGAGGGAGAUCCUAGAAGCGGCUAAACAGUUCAGCGAUGCCCAGGUGACAUCAGAUGGCCACGUCAACACGGAAGCAGUCCAGAAUCGGGCAAUUUCUGGACAAAUGAAAGUGCCAGGCAACACAGAUCGAGUAGUGUCUACGAGCACAACCUCGGAUCGGACUGUCCACGAGGAUGGCACGGUCGAGACCUCCAUCACAGUUUGGAAACGAUUCGGUAGUGGCCGAGAGAUUACCACGACUACCCAUCAUUGCGAGGAUCCGGCUUCGAAUGGAAGAAAUGAAUCGAACACUCCCCUCGAGGAGAAUGAACAGGAGUCAGUCCAUGCGAAGAAGAAGUCAGGAUGGUUUUGGAAUUGA